AUUGUAGAAGCGCAGCUCCAAAAAAGGCAGUAUAAUGUUAGAUCAGAUAAAAACGGUGGAAGAAGUAGAGGAAGGCAAACUGGACAAUAAGAAAUAUGUAUUUCAGAUUAUGCAUAGGGAGGAGAAGGUGGAUGGAUAUUUCACUCUGUAUAUUGUGGCUCAGAGUGGAGAACAGCAGAAAAAAUGGGUGGACACACUAAAAAAGUCAAUAAAGAAAAAGGGCGGCUCAUUUUUACCCAAGUACCACCCUGGGGCAUGGACCAAAAGCCAGGGCCAUUACAACUGCUGUGAUCAGAUAGACAGGAAUGCUCCGGGCUGUCAGCCAAUAUCAGAGGAUACCCCAGACAGUAGUACUAGUUCAGGGCCUACAGUACGAGGAAUGCCAUUACCACCAUUACCCCCAGGGGCUCAGGAGAAUAAAGCUCCACCCACGUCUAAUGGUACACAGAAACCAGUGCCUCGCCCCAGAAAUAGGGAGAAAAAAAUAUAUGUAGCAGCAUAUGAUUAUCAGCCAUAUGAGGAAGGAGACUUAGAACUUAUAACAGGCAAUGAAUAUGAAAUUAUUGAUGACAGCCGUGACCACUGGUGGUUUGCGAAAAACCAGGCGGGGGUUACUGGAUUUAUACCAGCAAACUAUGUAAAGAAGAAAUUUGAUCUGGAAAUAUAUGAGUGGUAUUAUAAAGGGGUGACAAGGGAGCGCAGUGAGGCUAUUUUGAAGGCAGAGGCUCGGGAGGGCUGCUUCAUGGUGCGAGACUCUAGUCAGGCCGGCAUGUACACUCUCUCCAUCUUCACCAGCGAAGGGCCAAACGGACAAACACGACAUUACCAUAUCAAGAAGAACGAGGAGGAAAAGUACUAUCUGGCAGAGAAACAUUCCUUCGUGACCAUUCCUGACUUGAUUUACUACCACAAACACAAUGCAGGAGGAAUAGCCACUAGAUUACGAAAUCCACCAGUAAAAAAUAAGGACAAACCUGUCACUGCAGGCUUUGGUCACAGUAAAUGGGAGAUCAACAGAAGUGAGUUGGAGUUAUUUGAGGUCCUAGGAUCAGGUUGCUUUGGGACUGUGCAGAAGGGCAAGUGGAAUGGGCGAGUAGUGGCAGCUAAAAUGAUGAAGGAGAGGGCCAUGUCUGAAGACUCUUUCCUUGAGGAGGCCAAAACCAUGACACAACUGAGUCAUCCAAACUUGGUGCAGCUGUUUGGAGUGGUGACCAAGUCAAAACCUCUCAUCAUUGUGACUGAGCUCAUGCAAUAUGGUGCCUUACUUACAUAUUUAAAAAGACAUAAAACCAGAUUACUGGACAAAGUGUCAACUCUAGUGGACAUGUGUUCCCAAGUUUGUUCAGGCAUGGAAUACUUGGAAAGCAGGAGUUUCAUUCACCGGGAUUUGGCUGCUAGAAAUUGUCUUGUUGGAGACAACCAGACCAUUAAAGUUGCAGAUUUUGGAUUAGCGAGGUAUGUGAUAGACGAUGAGUACACGAGUUCCACGGGCACCAAGUUCCCAGUGAAAUGGGCCCCACCUGAGGUCCUCAGCUUUACACGCUUCAGCAGUAAAUCAGAUGUCUGGGCAUUUGGUGUGUUGAUGUGGGAGGUGUUCACUGGGGGAGAGAUGCCCUAUCACCAGAUGAGGAAUGCUGAAGUCGUGGACUUUGUGUGUAGUAGCAAUCGCCGCCUGGCCAAGCCUCAGGGGUGUCCACAGAAGAUCUACAUGAUCAUGAUGGAUUGCUGGCACAAGGAACAAGAGUUGAGACCCUCUUUUAAAGAUUUGACUCAAAUGCUUGACACUGAAACUAAUGAUGGACACCGGAAGAGAGACCUUCUUUCAUGCAAAUGGGUCGAAAACUUAAAACUACGACCAGCAGUUAUGUUGAUCUACAUGACAGCAGUUUUGGAACAUAGAUCCUGAACAGAGACCCGCCUUCGCUCAACUGAGCCGAACAUGCAAGGGCCUGAUAGAGGAUGGGAACUACCCCCACAUACAGUGAGAUGUAGCCCCUUAAAGGGACCCACAAACAGUGAAAAAGGGACCUUCCUUCAUUGACUUCAGGAACCUUGUUGCACAGGAAGGAGGAAUUGUGUACAUGUGUACAGUGUUGAAAUUGUUUACAUGCCUACCAUAUUGGGUUUUAUGACUUCGUCUGCGUAUCUGAGAAAGGGAGUAAACUGCCAGCAUUUUUACAGACUUUGGCUCAGUGUUAUAUCCAUGAUUUCUGAACAUGGUUAGCUGUGAUAAUGCAUUUUCAACUGUAAACCAGUACCAAGGCCUAAAGUUAAAUUGUGCCAUACAUUUCAAUGGUUAACAUUAAAGGCUUCUCUUGUUUCUUAUAAAUAUUAAUAUAUCUACCCUAACAGGAUGUUAAAUAAUUAAUCAUUUUUUAAUUAAAUGAAAAAAAGUACUGGUUAUCAUAAUUGUCAAUGAAAUGUAAUAGAAUAAAAUAUGUUGUGUCACAUAAUUUACCACAAAUCCAAACACAAAGAGCAUUACAAACUGCAUAUUUUGUAAGUAGAGCUGUUUCAGUUUGACCAAUAUUUGAUCAUGCCCAGUUUUGUCAGAAGCUUGGCUGGAUCUUUUGAGGUCUCAUAAGUGGAAAAGGUAGCUCCGUACCAGACUGUGCAAAUGUGCAGGCUUGUCCAGAGCUACGCUACAUGUGGCAUAAGACCCAUUUUUGCAUGAUGUAGGUCAUAUUUGAGAUUGCUCCCUUGGUUUAUCACUAUUUGUAAGAAUUUUGUUUAGUUUUUGUCGAAUAUAAAUUGAAACAGAUUUUGUUAGUUUUUCCCAUAGUAAAUCAUGUGCAUAUUUUAAAUUUGAUAAAUAACGUCCAUUUUGUUAUUUGUUUAUUGUUGCCUUUAUAAUCAAAUGUUUACGCCCAAAUACUUAACGAUUUGCUUUGUAUUUUAUUUAAUGUUUGCUGCUGAGUGCUGAUAAUGUGAGGCUAAAAUGUUGUUAUAUUUGUAAUAUAUGAGUAUAUAUAAAUAUAUAUAGCCAUGCUCUGUGAGAAAGGGGUUUAAUGCAUGUGCGUAAAGUGUCGUCCCAGCACUGGGUAAUCAGGGACGACACUUUCCAGUAUUUUUAUGAUAUUUUCUGUUGAAAGGAAGUCUCUUAGCUAAAAUCCAGUUUAGGCAGAAAGUGUUGUCCUUGAUUAGCCUGUGUGGACUGCACAUGCUAAUCUGGGAUGACAUUUUUCCCACAUGCAUUAAACUCAUUUUUACAGAGCACAGCCCACAUAUAAUCUGCAGCAUUGUUUUUAGCUCCACUGGCCAGAGGCCAGCUGGGCUUAUGUCAUGGUCCUGUGUCCGUCGUGCGUGCGUCCGUGCGUGCGUUAACUUUUUCUUUAAACAUCUUCUUCUCCUAAACUAAUAGUCCAAUUCUGAUGAAACUUCUCAGGAAUGUUCCUGGGGUGUACCUCUUCCAAAUUUGUUCAAAUUAUGCCCCUGGGGUCAAAUUUGACCCUGCCCCGGGGGGUCAAAAAUUGAAAAUUUGCUUAUAUAAUGCCUAUUUUGUGAAAACUUUAAAAAUUCUCUCGUCCAUAACCAUUGGGCCUAGGGCUACCAAAUUUGGUAUGUAGUGACAUCUUAUAGUCCUCUACAAAGUUUCUUCAAAUUAUGCCCCUGGGGUCAAAUUUGACCCUGCCCUGCGGGGUCAAAAACUUGAAAAUUUGCUUAUAUAAGGCCUAUUUUGUGAAAACUUUAAAAAUUCUCUCGUCCAUAACCAUUGGGCCUAGGGCUACCAAAUUUGGUAUGUAGUGACAUCUUAUAGUUCUCUACGAAGUUUCUUCAAAUUAUGCCCCUGGGGUCAAAUUUGACCCUGCCCUGGGGGGUCAAAAAAUUGAAAAUUUGCUUAUAUAAAGCUUAUUUUGUGCAAACUUUAAAAAUCUCCUUGUCCAUAACCAUUGGGCCUAGGGCUACCAAAUUUGGUAUGUAGUGACAUCUUAUAGUCCUCUACCAAGUUUCUUCAAAUUAUGCGCCUGGGGUCAAAUUUGACCCUGCCCAAGGGGGUCAAAAAAUUAAAAAUUUGCUUAUAUAAGGCCUAUUUUGUGAAGACUUUAGAACUCUUCUUGUCCAUAACCAUUGGGCCUAGGGUUACAAAAUAUGGUAUUUGUUACAUCUUAUAGUCCUCUACCAAGUUUCUUCAAAUUAUGCCCCUGGGGUCAAAUUUGACCCUGCCCGGGGGAUAAAAAGUUGAAAAUUUGCUUAUAUUAGGCCUGUUUUGUGCAAACUUUAAAAAAAACUUUCUGUCCAAAACCGUAUGGCAUAGGGCUACCAAAUUUGGUAUGUAAUGACAUCUAAUAGUCCUCUUCCAAGUUUGUUCAAAUUAAGCCCCUGGGAUCAAAUUUGACUGUUCCCCAGGGGUCACAAAAUUGAACAUAUGCUUAUAUUGGGCCCUUUUGUGCAAACUUUAAAAAUCUCCUUGUCCAUUGGGCCUAUUUCUACCAAAUUCGGUAUGUAGUGACAUCUAAUAGGUCUCUACUUAGUUUGUUCAAAUUAUGCCCCUGCAAACAAAUUUGACCCUGCGUGGGGGUCACAAAAAUGAGCAUAUGCUUAAAUAAGGCCUAUUUUGUGCAAACUUUAAAAAUCUUCUUGUUCAUAAUUAUAGAGCCUAGGGCUACUAAAUUUGGUAUGUAGUGAUAUCUAAUAGUCCUCUACAAAAUUUGUUCAAGACUUCCAGAUGACCCCUAUUGAUUUUCAGAUCACUAGGUCAAAGGUCACGGUGACCCGAAAUAGUAAAAUGGUUUCCGGAUGAUAACUCAAGAACGCUUAUGCCUAGGAUCAUGAAACUUCAUAGGUACAUUGAUCAUGACUGGCAGAUGACCCCUAUUGAUUUUCAGGUCACUAGGUCAAAGGUCAAGGUCACGGUGACCCGAAAUUGUAAAAUGGUUUUCGGAUAAUAACUCAAGAACGCUUAUGCCUAGGAUCAUGAAACUUCACAGGUACAUUGAUCAUAACUCGCAGAUGAACCCUAUUGAUUUUCAGGUCACUAGGUCAAAGGUCAAGGUGACUCGAAAUAGUAAAAUGGUUUCCGGAUAAUAACUCAAGAACGCUUAUGCCUAGGAUCAUGAAACUUCAUAGAUACAUUGAUCAUGACUCGCAUAUGAACCCUAUUGAUUUUCAGGUCACUAGGUCAAAGGUCAAGGUGACUCGAAAUAGAAAAAUGGUUUCUGGAUAAUAACUCAAGAACGCUUAUGCCUAGGAUCAUGAAACUUCAUAGGUACAUUGAUCAUGACUCGCAGAUGACCCCUAUUGAUUUUCAGGUCACUAGGUCAAAGGUCAAGGUCACGGUGACCCGAAAUAGUAAAAUGGUUUCUGGAAAAGAACCAGAGAUUAUUAACCCUUUACCAAACACUAACAGGAUUUUACAGGUUUGUAGCUGACGACUAUAAAUAAUUGUGAUAAAAGGAGAAAUUGCUCAAGAUGAGCAAUUUCUCAUUAUAUCACAAUUAUUUCUACCCUACCUGAUCAUUUCCUUCACAUUCCAUUACAAUUAAAUUGUCGUCUGCAACCUCUUUCAAAUUGGGAAAGUCCAAAAUGUGUCGUUUGGUAAAGGGUUAAAGCAUUUUGAUUCCUACGGGUCUUGUGAAUCUGUUUCAAAUCAAAUGCGUAGAUUUGAUCUUCAGCAUCUAAAAAUAUGUGAAAUAGAAAGAACGACAAUAUGUUUUGGAGAGAUAAGUGUAUCUACGUUAUAAGCAAAGGAUCUGAGCAACAAUUCCCAGGCUUUUUAGUCUGUUUAGUUUACAGGGUAGUAACUUUGUCCCUAUUUAAAAAUGCUCACCCUUUCAACUUUAAGCGCCCAGUAGGACAAGGGAUAGAAAGAGAAAGUCACAUGCUUGAGCACAUUUCAACUCAUGCGCAUUGCACGUUUUUUUGCAUAAAAAUCAGUGGAGUGAUACAGGGCCAUCAUGGCCCUCUUGUUGAACUUCAUUUUUAGUAAUAUGAAAAUCAUGCUUAAAAUUACUUGUAUAUUUGUAAUAUAUCAAUGUCCAUAACUUUCAAAUUAUGUUUGUAGCAGAUUUGAUUUAAUAUUGUUAUGUAAACAGAAUAUUAAUAUGUUAUUUUUGUGUCUUUGAGUGUCAUUCGUCACUUAGAAAAUCUUCCUACUAACAAUUUAUUGAAUAUGCAUUAAGUACAUUCACUUACUGCAUUUCUACAUUAACUGGUAAAUACAUACCUAUGUAUUGCUUUAUAUAAAUUGUUCACGAUGUGUUUAUAAUACAAAGUUAUAGCCACCUUUAUAUAUUGGAUUUGAGGAGGCCAAUCAAAUGUGCUUACAUAUACAUUCCAGCCAAUCCAAUGUGCUUACAUAUACAUUCCAAAACUGAAUAUAGUAUUCCUUUACAGCAUUACCAGAAAUGGGAAAUCAAUUCAUGUUUAGUCUUAAAAUAUUAGCCUCGAUCUGAGAAAACUAUGCUUAAUGCAAUUGCCUAAAGUGUUGUCCCGGAUUAGCCUGUGCAGUCCAGACAGGCCUAUCACGGACGGCACUUUCCCUUUUAUGACAUCUUUUACUUUAAAUGAAGCCUCCUCUUUGCGAAAAAUUCAGUUAACCCCCUUUUCCCAGAGCGACCCUCAUAUGCUUUUGCUGAUGCCAUUGUUCGUUUAUGAGAAAUAUUGCAGUGCUACUGUUUAAUGGUGCUGCACUUGUGUAAGCCAUUUUCAUGCAAUUUACGUCUUCCAGUGAUCAAAACAUUUAUAUACAUAUAUGUAUCAACCAUUUUUUGUGCUAUACUAUAAUAUAAUUAUAAUGUAGUAGUAAACAUAUUAAAUCUAAUUGCAUCUUUUGUUACUUCUAUGAGUGAGCAAUCUAAACCUAGUGGAAAUUGUUGUGUAUUUUUAUGCCCCCAGUAGGGUUGCAUAUAGCAGUUGAAAUGUCAGUCCGUCUGUCUGUCUGUGCGCCCGUUCGAAAACUUUAACAUUGGCCAUAACUUUUGCAAUAUUGAAGAUAGCAACUUGAUAUUUGGCAUGCAUGUGUAUCUCAUGGAGCUGCACAUUUUUAGCAGUGAAAGGUCAAGGUUAUCUUUCAAGGUGAAAGGUCAAAAAACAAAAUCCAAGGGAAGUAAUAUUUUUUAAAGGGUUAUAAUAAAAAUAAAAAUAAAAUUAUUUGAAAGCGGCGCAGUAGGGGGCAUUGUGUUUUUGACAAACACAUCUCUUGUCUUUUUUUAAAACACACCAAAUGUAAAAUGUAUCAUCUUGUUUUUUUGUGUUGAUUUCAACUUAAAUUAUUAUCUCAGAAAUGUUUUGAUCAUGCAUGAGAUAAUACUUAAAUAUGAAAAAAUAAUGAAAUGAAGUUUAUGUAUACCAUGGGAACACUUGAGUCAUGAUAGGUUAUGCAUAUAUUAUUUUUACAUGGUAUAUUAAUAAUUCAUUUACUCAUUCAAACUUUAAAAUCAACAAUGUUAUUUGAUAUAUGUUAAUACAUUUUAUAAAUAUUUUGGUAUUUUGAUAUAGAUAUAUGUGCAUGUUAAAACAUGUUAUACAAUUUUUUGCAUUUCCUGCAAAAAUGUUUUUUAUAUUACUUGGGAAUUCAUUUAUUAGAUACUUCAGACCAAUGACUACUUAAGCUUCAUUUGAAGCAUACUUGUGAAUAGAAUGUGUCUAAAAAAUUAAGUAGUACUGACCGAGUCAUACAACAAAAGACCUUUAAAUCCCAUUUACAUGGUAUUGCUUUUGUAAGUUAAUGAACGUGUAAAGUUUUAAAUCUAGAAAUACAAAACAAUAGUCUUCAAUCACUGAGAAUGAAAAGCUUAAAAAUAUACAACUAAACUGUGAUGUCAAAGCAUCACUAUGUUUGUCAAUUAGUAAAACAAAAAUCUACAUGCAAUAUACAUGUAUACAAAAUGUCAUAUAUUAUUUUUGGAGACAUACCAUCUCAGAGUAUCCUCCCCGAUUAGCCUUUUGGGCCCGCACAUGCUAAUGCAGGGCGACACUUUCACACAUUGGGACCGCACAGGCUAAUGUAGGGGGACACUUUCACACAUUGGGACCGCACAGGCUAAUGUAGGGUGACACUUUCACACAUGCGUUUACGCCUGACCGCACAGGCUAAUGUAGGGUAACACUUUCACAGGCUAAUGUAGGGUGACACUUUCACAGGCUAAUGCAGGGCGACACUUUCACACAUUGGGACCGCACAGGCUAAUGUAGGGUGACACUUUCACACAUGCGUUAACGCCUGACCGCACAGGCUAAUGUAGGGUAACACUUUCACAGGCUAAGGUAGGGUGACACUUUCACAGGCUAAUGUAGGGCGACACUUUCACACAUGCGUUAACGCCUGACCGCACAGGCUUAUGUAUGGUGACACUUUCACAGGCUAAUGUAGGGUGACACUUUCACACAGGCUAAUGUAGGGUGACACUUUCACAGGCUAAUGUAGGGUGACACUUUCACAGGCUAAUGUAGGUUGACACUUUCACACAUGCGUUAAGGCCGGUUUUUCCAGAGCAAGACUGAUAUAUCCAUUAUAGUUGCAUGUUCAACCCUUGAUAUAUGUGCUCACACUGUAGUAAAUCCAGUAUUUGUUGCCUCUUCAAUGAACUCUAUUGUUUGUGUAUCCGCAAUGUAUCUGUAUCACAAUCUGUCCAUAUGUUAAAAGCUAAUUGAAUAUAUAGAAUAUCGCUUUUUUCAUAUUGAACUAAUUUUUGUACUUAAGUUGUUCACAUGUGCUUUUUUUAGAGAUAUGUUUUUAAUUAAAUUAUGACAAAUAAAAGUAAUAUAUACUUCUA
Dreissena polymorpha is the source of this 8714-nucleotide messenger RNA. RefSeq names its product tyrosine-protein kinase Tec-like. The record is from RefSeq and is a predicted model, not a curated record. The coding region runs from base 35 to 1906 and encodes 623 amino acids. Gene Ontology annotation, biological process: intracellular signal transduction; peptidyl-tyrosine autophosphorylation. The transcript has 17 exons. Gene Ontology annotation, molecular function: non-membrane spanning protein tyrosine kinase activity; protein binding; ATP binding. NCBI's taxonomy places the organism in Eukaryota, Metazoa, Mollusca, Bivalvia, Myida, Dreissenidae.